CAGAUUCGACACGACCGCCACGCCGAGUGGUUCACGAUAUCACACAGCCUUGCGCUCUCGCUGGGCCCCCACGGCUGCUCCGGUUCGCGACUCCGCCGCCGCCGAACAGCUGCGACAAUAAGACGCGACGGGUCGCGGUCGGGUUUCCGGCGAGUCACGGAGGAUGUGAGUUGUCCAGCUCGCGGUUCACGUUCCUCGGCCGAGGGGGAGGAAUCUGCCGGGACGUUGUUCGGGUGUGUCGGGUCCCGAUAGAUCUCGACGUGCCGAGUUGGCCGAGCGCGAUCGUUGUCCGCCCGGUGAAGCUGUCGAGUGCGGCAGAAGACUCCGGCAAAACCGGGUCUGCGAUAAGUGUAAUCCAGCCUAAUUUGGACACAAAGAUGUGAGCUCUUGGCGCGCUGAGAGUACCGAACUUGCGGCUCUCGCGGAAGUGCACGCGCGCGCGCGAAAAGAUUAAGAUGUGACUUUCUGACUAUCUCCGGUGGUGCGGCGGUCUUGCGGCGUCUCACGUUGCUAGCGAUUCCGACACGCGACAUUGGUUUCGUGAACUGAACACGCUGCCGGCGGCAUAAAAGAGGGAGAAACUGAGAAAGAGAGAGAGAGAGAGAGAGUAAUUGAAUUUUAAUUACUUGGGGCUCCCCGUGACCUCGGACUCCGCGGAUCUCCCGGCGGAUGACCGUGAGUUUCCUGGUGAGUGCAUCCUCACAUACAUGGAGUUUCAGUUGGAUAGCGCAGAAUACUGCCAGGCUCAACACAAAUAGAGAGAUACGCCCGUACUCGCUGAGGACUGUUAGGUACUGUUGAAGCGAGCAGCGAGGGAGAGGGUAUAGACACAUCUCGGAGAGAGAAGAAAGGUGGACAUUGGAGUAGAGAAUUAAAAAUCAUACACCACACACACGCACACACACAUACACACACAUCAUACAUAGACACACAGGGAGAGUCCGGGAAAAAGGAAAUCAUCAACUAGUCAUCGACGCAAGACGUAGGAGAAUUUUAAUAGAAACCAAUUAUUAAUUUACAUUAGUAGAUGCAAGCAUCGUAGUUACUGAGCGCGCCUGUCACACGGGAGCACCCAGUGCCAAAUAGAUAAUCUUCCGAGUCAUAGUCGAAAGUCUCUCAAGUGGGGAAGAGUAAAGCGCAUAUCAACACCGCCUAAUGUAACGUAGCCCUUACCCUUUCGGCGAGAUUCGCAUCCCGACAACCUCUCUCGACGUCUACAUGUAAACCCACGGUUCUGUCCUCUGUAAAAAAAUAAGGGAUAUUCUUAUUAGUUAAAUGAGAAGCAACUUUAUAAGACUGACAUUUAAUGGGCUAAGUUGUCAAAUCCAGCCUUUGUCGCUUCGUAUAGUGUGGCACACGUACGAGACUCGAAGAGACAAGUUCUAAGAUCUUUUAAGAGUUAAAAACACAAUAAGGGGAGAUAGAUAGAUUAUACAACCAUCUGCCGUUAAGAAGGAAAUGAGCAACAUGAGGGUGAAGGAUAUCAGGCCGGCGCCCGCCGAAAUUGCAUACAAAAACAUGAAGUUCCUCAUCACCGAUCGGCCGAAUGAUCAAACCAUCCAUACCUUUAUUCAACAACUGAAAAUGCACAAUGUAAAGGAAGUGGUAAGAGUCUGCGAACCAACGUACAAAGUCGAAGAACUUAAGUCAGAAGGGAUCAAUGUGAUAGAUUUGGUAUUCGACGAUGGUACAUUCCCACCGAACGAGGUGGUGGAUGAAUGGUUCGAAUUGCUGAAGAAUCGAUUCCGAGAAUCACCUGACGCAUGUGUAGCGGUACACUGUGUCGCGGGUCUCGGUAGAGCACCAGUUUUGGUAGCGGUAGCUCUCAUUGAACUCGGGCUUAAGUUUGAAGACGCUGUUGCUCUUAUCAGGGAGAAAAGACGAGGCGCCAUAAACGCGAAGCAGUUGACUUUCCUCGAAAAGUAUCGUCCCAAGUCUCGACUGAAGAUCAAGAACGGACAGAAGAAUUCCUGCUGCGUCCAAUAGAUGGAAGGAUUUUUUCGAAAAGCGGAGAAAACGGAAAAGUCACUAAUUCACGAUCGAUAUAAAUGUAUAGGUUUUUACGCCUGGCAACAAACGGUAUAUUGUAGCGAAUCUGUUUUGAAUGGCCUAUCAAUGGAAAUGCAACCGUGAUGAAGAAUUGCAAACUUUACCAGUUGCAAUCACCAACCAGUCGCAAUUUUGAGGCACAUUCUGUCUGUCCAAUUAUGUAUUUUGAGACAAGCCAUUAACACGUGAAUUGCUUCAAAUUGUCGCUGUGUUUCUUUUUACGGAAAUCCUGUAUUUAUUUUUGAUACUUAAUCAAUAUUGAUCGUAAUAGGACAGAAGUUAAGCCUUAAAACUGUAAUAACUAUUUUUAAAAUAUUCGCGAAUGCGCGCGGUUAUUAUUGCUACUCGAUCAUGCUGAAGUAUGCAGCGUGACGUCAGAUUUUUACUCACACGCAUUACAUUCAUUGCAUUAUUUCCCCUCUCCAAUAUGUGGGAGACAAAAAUUCAUAAAUCCUCAUUGUGAGCCGAAACGAUUUAUAUUAGGAAAAAUUUCAACUGUAAUCAGCUAACACAUAUGGUAUGCAUCGGAUAUUCGUCAUUUUUUUCUCAUCAUCAAUCGAAAAUUGUAUUGCGUCUGUAACAUAAGUAGAAAACUUAGUAUAUUUCUAAUUUAUAGGUUUUUUUUUUAACAGACAUAAUUUGAAAAUUACUAUUAAGAUUACAUUGAGUGAUUGCAAAGUACAUUUCCAGAUAAGUGUGGUCAAGAGAUGAACACGUUCCUCUGUAAAACGUGUAAAUGACAUGCAAAGUUUUAAUAUUUGAAACAAAAUAUUGAGACUUCAUUAUACAUAUUUCCGUUUCAAAAAAAAAAACAAAAAAUAAGAAAGAAAGAAAAAAAUAUGUCUUGACUACUCAAUAUAUCACUCUUUAAAAGCAUCCUAUAAAUAUAUUCUUCACAAUAUAUGAUUAGAAUAAAAGGGAGGUACAUGCGCAUCCUUUUUCAAGUGUUUAAACGUGUAUGGUUUUGAUAUGAUGUGUAUCAGUCGCAGCUUUGCAAAAGAUGUGAAAUCGAAUGUGAACACGAUAUGCUCGACGUUACAAUUAUUUCGACGAUGAAUCAGGACACAUGCCACAGUGAAAAAUGCUUGAUUUUGCGAUGGAAAAAAAAAUGCUGCACUGUGCUGAGUAUUGCAAUUUGCGAAAAGCGACAUUGCAGUUCACUGCAGAAUAUUUUCUGUCAUGUACGUAAAUUUAUCACGAAGUUGAGUAUACACGGCUAAUAUUAAUUUUUAUCAACGUGAUAUAUCGUUAGAGGAACACAGUUGAUGUUUGGUUUACGUAACUUUAUGUAUAUGUCUGUAAAAAAAUGUACUUUUUUUUUUUAAUAUCUGAGACACGAGUUUCAUAUGAAGCGUUAGAGUCCGGAAAAUAUAUAUAACUCACGCGUUCUUUGAGAAUUUGUCCGAGUUUAAAGAACGAAGAGGAAGACACGUGUGUAUAUUGCGUUGCAUUUCCAAUGGCAUGCCGAAUCGCUGAUGGAUGUUCUUAACUCUUAUUGGACUUGGAAUCUGCGUUAACUUGAACGAUGAAUGAAACUCGAGAAUAACGCGAGGUAAAAAAAAUGAAUCACACUCCAGAGUUGUAUAUCACGUUUAUCGUAGCUCAACGACAAUUUCACCAAAAUCUUUGCAUAUCCAGGGAAAAACCUUUAACCGCAAGCAAGCAAAGGAAUAGAUUUUUUCAAAUCUGACACACAUAUACACACACACACGCACACAAAGCAUUUUAUGUAAGAGCCAUCGUCGUCUUCUAUUUUGGUAAAAUUGUCAGUGACGCUGUACGCCACACUAAACUGUGUUCAAAGGAUAGAGAUGAAAAAAAAAGAAAUUCACUCGUAAACUAAUAACGAAUAUUAAUAACUCUAGAACAUUUCGCGCGUCUGCUGAUUUUACGUGAAUGUACGUUCUUUUGUAAUGAACAAACACGUCUUCGCUUCUCUCUGGCUGUCCCCCGCUCAACAAUAGAAAUGAUGCGCGCCGGAAAUGGUGUUAUCGCGCGACGGUUGCGCUCGAGCGAUCAGGCUCGCUCGGUUUACGCACCGCUCUAUGUUCAACCAACCGAGUUUAAUUGCCACGGUGCCACCGGCGCGCGGUGUUGUACCCCCCCCCCUGGAACAACAAUGAAUCGUUGUAUCGUACGUUUGUUAAUCACCCCCGGCAAUUCACCUCUUAUUCCGCAACGACGCGAACGACACGAUCGAUUGACGUUCAGCUACCAGGUGGCCACAGAGCGAAAACAGUUUUUUUUUCCCCCGAGCGAUUCUAGAUUCUCGCGCGCGCGCAUAUUUUAUAACGAGUGACGACACACCCACACUUCUACACCACACACAUACACACAAAACUGAGUACAUUCACUACGAUCGCAGAUACUCGGAUUGAAAUCUAAAUCUGGUACAUCUCCUUUUUUGUAAUAUUAAAAAACUGCAAUAUUUUUUACCAGAGGAUGGGACGAGGGAUAUUCGUAAAAAUGAAACAAAGAUGACCCAACCCCCCUUAGAUACAAAAGUACAUUACUUUUCAUUGUUCACUCCUUAGUUUAAUUGUGAUAAUUAAAGAUAAUUGGACGCGUU
Molecule: messenger RNA, 4618 nt
Organism: Dinoponera quadriceps
Lineage: Eukaryota; Metazoa; Arthropoda; Insecta; Hymenoptera; Formicidae
Product: protein tyrosine phosphatase type IVA 1
Exons: 7
Coding region: 1459-1986 (175 amino acids)
Biological process (GO): protein dephosphorylation
Cellular component (GO): nucleus
Molecular function (GO): phosphatase activity
Source: RefSeq, a predicted model, not a curated record